GUAGCUCUACGCACUUCGUAGCCGUCGUAGCAACUCGUAGCAAUGGCUGUCUGUGGUGAAUCUUGUCGCUUGGCGGUUCUCUGCCUAGUCCUGUCUUGGUGUGCGCUGACGGCGCUAUCGGCUCCCGCGCCGCUCUGCGCCGGCGCAGUGGAAGAUGACCCGCGCGCGGCCCGCUUCUGCCAAGCGCUGAACACCUUCUUAGAAUUGUAUGCCGAGGCGGCUGGGGAACAAGUGCCAGAGUACCAAGCUCUAGUACGCGACUACCCCCAACUCCUUGACACGGGAAUGAAGCGGCAAGACGUUGUCCACUCGUUCCUCCGCUUCGGGCGUCGGCGCUGACGCGUCCCGUCCCGUCCCCGUCGCGUCCCCCACCGGCAUCGCACAUAAAACGACGCGCAUACCAGUAGGUCACCUACGACAAUGCUUCACCCCUUAUUAAACUCGUUACUUUGUCCAAAACAUACUUAAAAGUUCCUUUUAGUUAUUAAGGGUAUCUGCACACUGCGAUUGAUGUAUGUCUAAACCUCUCUCUCUUUACAUUAAGGUUAUGCAUUGUACUUAUUACUAAAAGUAUUAUAGUUGUAAGAUAUAAAUAACAUUGUUGUCAACAUUUUGUGGCAUUCAUUUUUUAUAGUUUUAAGGAUAUUGUAAUGUUUUAAAUAAAUACAUAUUUAUGACAA
This is a messenger RNA of Amyelois transitella, 680 nucleotides long. RefSeq names its product myosuppressin (gene MS). The transcript has 3 exons. Bases 43 to 339 code for a protein of 98 amino acids. The record is from RefSeq and is a predicted model, not a curated record. Lineage: Eukaryota; Metazoa; Arthropoda; Insecta; Lepidoptera; Pyralidae.